CGAAUAACCGGCAAUUUCAGGGUAACAGUGUAGUGUUUGGUACGUUUAGGUUAGACUAGCUAUUUUCAUAUUUAAAAAUAUUUGCUGUAAAUCCAAAUGUCAUGUGAUUAAUACAAGAUUUUUCGAUGUUGAUAGCCAUUAUUAUUCGAGAACGACUUUGCUGAACAAAACUAAUUGUUGUGUGGAAUAACUGUAUAUGUUGAGAAGUGAAGAUUGUCAAAAUAUCUACCAACUGUGCUGUCAAAUGGUUUUUAUACGAUUUUGAUAAGAAAAGACAAAAACCAGUUCACGAAACGAGAAGAUCAACGAGUUAUUUCGUACAGUGAAAAUGGCUGCAAGUGAACCAGGUUUAUCAUCGUUUUCUAGAGAAGAUAACAAUUGGAGGAAAGAUUUAAUUUUUCAACUUCAAGAGAGGAAUAGGAGACAAACAUAUUGUUUUGCCGAUCUCAUUAGUUUACAUAACAGAUUGUUCGAUAGUGCCAACACAUUACGCGGAGAAAACAUUCAAUUAACAAUAGCAAAUGAAACGCUUCGUCGAACAACAUCUGGUGGAAUUCCUGCGUCGAGUGGAAAUCCUGACCUUGAGGCACGUCUUUUAAAACAAGCAGAGGAAUUAGCAACGUUACAUAAACGAAAAGGAGAACAUACACAGCAAAUAGUAGAUCUUAAUAAUAAACUGCAAGAAAUGACGAAGGAACUUCAAGCCAAGGAAGCCAGUCUUGCUGAAAGUAUGGAACUCAAUGCCAAGCUACAUUUAGAAGUAACUAGCUGCCUUACAAGAGAAAAGGAAUUGGAGGGCAUUAAUCAAAUGCUGAAAGACGAACAUCAAGCUUUGCAACUUGCUUUUACAUCAUUAGAAGAAAAGCUUAGGAAAACACAGGAAGAAAAUCGCCUAUUAAUAGAACGCUUAAUUAAGUACAAAACUCGAGAUGCAGACAAAGCAAACGAAGAAAAUGACAACUUUAUGAAAAAAAGGCAGGCGAGGAUGCAGAAGGAGCUGGCGGACGCUGCUCUUGAUACGCGACCCGUUAGUCCAGAUCGAUCGAGUUUAAAAGAAGGAAUCGCUGAUCUUCCGACCGCAGUACCGACAAAAGUGUCCGUCACGUUUAACGCACACGACGGGGAGGUUUAUGCCGUAAAAUGGUCUCCCGUCGACAGGAUCCUCGCCACCGGUGGAGCCGACAGGAAAGUGAAGCUUUGGAACGUUACAAAAGUUUCCUCAGAGAGCAGAGGUACCCUCGUUGGCAGUAACGCUGGAGUGAUGUCUGUGGAUUUCGACUCAACGGGAACCCUGAUCCUUGGAGCGUCCAAUGACUACGCCAGCCGGGUGUGGACUGUCAACGAUCUUCGUCUAAAGCACACCCUAACGGGCCACUGCGGGAAGGUGAUGGCGGCGAAGUUUCUUGGCGAACCGUCAAAAGUAGUUACCGGCAGUUACGAUCGUACCCUAAAAAUUUGGGACCUGCGUAGCAAAGCGUGCAUAGAAACUAAAUUCGCCGGUUCCAGUUGCAACGACCUCGUAACUUCUGACGGAGCAGGUUCUACGAUAAUUAGCGGUCACUAUGAUCAAAGAAUUAGGUUCUGGGACACCAGAUCCGAAUCUAGCUCGAACGACAUCUUACUCCAGGGAAAGGUGACAUCGUUAGAUCUGUCUCGUGAUGCAAAUUACCUUUUGAGCUGCGUCAGAGACGACACGCUGAAACUUAUUGACCUACGGAUGAAGAAAAUCAUUGGGUCGUUUAGUGCCGAUGGCUUCAAAGUCGGGUUCGAUUGGACCCGAGCAUCAUUCAGUCCUAACGGUAAAUACAUUGCAGUUGGUUCUUCGGACGGAUCCGUUUUCAUUUGGUCUCUUGUCACAAAUAUGAUCGAGACAGUGUUAAAAAACCAUACGGCCGUGGUGACAGCGGUUUCUUGGCACUCGUACGACAGCUACCUUGCGUCAGUGGACAGGGCAAAAACUGUGACAGUCUGGGGCGACUGUUGAUAGGAUGUUUGAUAGAACGAAUAAUCCCGAAACAGACGAUUGUUUCACGCACGAAGGUCAACACGUUCUAUCGCGACGAAGUGAACGUUUACAGGACUGAAAAAUACAGAUGCGAGUUUACGCGCCACGGCGGUAUCGCAAAGGACACACCGGUGCAGGAUAAUGAAAAUCAGUGGACGGUCGGGGCGCGCAGGAUGCAAAAGAUACACCAAUUUUGAGACCGCGCGAACCAAAACUAACCGCGACGACGAAACUCGAUCGCGGUGGAGACUGUUUGUACAUAAACAAAAAAAAAACAACUUGCACUGAUUGUUGCUCCAAGGUUGUAAGGAUUUUCAUUGUACUUUCUUUCUUUCUUUCUUUCUAGGGCGAAUGCAUACUUGCGUGCCACGACCGCAUCUCACCACGAGAAAUUGAAGAAAUUACCAUAGUUACUCUUUUGAGAUUCACUAGAUACGCUCCCUCUACUUUGUAAGAGACUGUUUUCGCGCUCCAGUCGUCUGUACUGGUAGACUCGAAUGGCAGGUUGCGAGUAAAAUAUAAGACACGUUGUUUAGUUCGGUCACUUCACAGAAUUUAAUAAAAGUAUUUUUAUCGAGGUGACCUUUUCUCGUAUUUUUAUCAAGCCGUUAUGAAUAUUGCGUGGAAUAUCUCACAGGAAAGAUACUGUUCACUGUUGAGUUUAUUGUGAAAGUGGUUUUUAAGAAAAAUAAGGAUAAGGUGAUUUCUUAUUAAUAAUUAUUAUAUGCCCCUGUUAGAUACUGAAUAGUUUACAAGACAUGUAAUGUUAAAAGCUUUGAACUUUGAGUUUUAAGGAAUGUAUCGUCGACGCACGAGAAGAGUGUAUUUGACUUUGUCCUCUGUUAUCUAUAUAGUAGAGGACUCACAGACGUAUAAGCGGUGCCAUUGUGGAGACUGUCACUCUUUUCAUGCAUUCACUUUAUAUUUCUAUUUGUGCUACAAUCGUUGAGAAAUUUGAAUUUUUAACCGAAGUAAGUAUGAAAUUACUGAGGAACAAUUUCAUACAAAUUUCUAAGUGCACACAAUGCCGAUCAAAGUUCACGUUAUUUUACGUGUAAA
This is a messenger RNA of Hylaeus anthracinus, 3064 nucleotides long. It is a transcript of the gene Atg16, whose product is annotated as autophagy-related protein 16-1. Gene Ontology annotation, biological process: autophagosome assembly. The record is from RefSeq and is a predicted model, not a curated record. The coding region runs from base 329 to 1984 and encodes 551 amino acids. The transcript is spliced from 12 exons. Gene Ontology annotation, molecular function: protein binding. NCBI's taxonomy places the organism in Eukaryota, Metazoa, Arthropoda, Insecta, Hymenoptera, Colletidae. Gene Ontology annotation, cellular component: autophagosome membrane.